AUGCCCACCACCAGAUCAAAGAGAAGCAAAAGGACGAAGAAGCAGGCCUUCCACAACAUAUUUAAGGCCGAGGAUCGCGACACCUUAUUGAAACACGUAUUCACCACCAUGAAGGCAUCCCUGGAAGAUGUGCAGGGGAAAGUCAAAGAGUGGACUGGAAAAUGGAUAUUACCUUCGCUUGAGGAGUUAUCAGAUGAUCAAGAAAACAGGAUUAUCACUGAGCUGGAAGGAGUUUGCCUGCAGGAAGACUGGGACAUUCUUCAAAGCGAGCUUUCUGUGUCCUCUCGCGAGCAUUUUGGGAGGGCCGUGGCCUAG
Molecule: messenger RNA, 315 nt
Organism: Aspergillus affinis
Lineage: Eukaryota; Fungi; Ascomycota; Eurotiomycetes; Eurotiales; Aspergillaceae
Exons: 2
Coding region: 1-315 (104 amino acids)
Source: RefSeq, a predicted model, not a curated record